AUGAGUACCCAUAAUGUUGAGUCUCUCCCUCAAUAUCCUGGCGAGGACACCAGGCCGACCAGCAAGAAGGAGCUGGCUGGUUGGUAUUGCUAUGGCUGGGCUGCUGAGGUUUUUGUAGUAUGUGCCAUGGGUUCCUUUCUUCCCAUCACAUUGGAACAAAUGGCUCGAGAUCGAGGUGUUCUACUAUCAGACAAGACAACGCCAUGCAGCGCGACCUGGAGUCCCUCUCUGCCACCAGACACACAUGGAUCAGAGUAUCUCCCUCAAAUGUCGGAUAGUGGCCAGUGUAUCAUCUACUUUCUCGGUGCUGAGAUUAACACAGCAAGCUUUGCUUUAUACACCUUUUCAUUGAGUGUCUUGGUCCAAGCAAUCCUGAUCAUUUCAAUGUCAGGUGCCGCUGACCAUGGAACUUAUCGCAAGAAACUUUUGGUCAUUUUUGCCCUCGUUGGUUCAAUUGCAACAAUGUUGUUCUUGACUAUUGUCCCCAAAUUAUACCUGCUAGGUGGACUCCUUGCAAUUAUUUCAAAUACUUGCUUUGGUGCGUCUUUCGUCCUUCUGAAUUCGUUCCUACCUGUUUUGGUUCGCCAUCAUCCAUCCUUGGUUAAGGGGAGAGAAGAGGCGACGCCUCCAAGUGAUGUUGCGACCGCCUCCAGUGAAGACAUUCUGUCUUCUUCGGCUGGUAACAUUGACCAAACACAACUGGAUGAAUCUACCCCACUACUGAGACCAGGAAGCAAAGCAUCAGAAGCAUCCACUGCGAAUACUUCUCUAGAACUCAAACUUUCCACCAGAAUCUCGUCCAAUGGCAUCGGCAUAGGUUAUAUCGGUGCGGUGAUUCUACAGGUGCUUUCCAUUUUGGUUGUUGUGGUCGUGCGCCCCCCAACGUUCUCAUUACGUUUUGUGCUUUUCUUGAUCGGACUAUGGUGGUUUAUGUUUACUAUCCCGGCCGCCUUGUGGCUGCGCACUCGGCCCGGCCCGCCUUUGUUAGGAAGUGACGGUAAACCGCUCCAUUCAUGGGUUGCAUACAUGGCUUACGCCUGGAAAUCGCUCGGCAAGACUGUGAUGCGGGCCCGACGUUUGAAAGAUAUCGCGAUCUUUCUUGCCGCAUGGUUUCUCCUAAGUGAUGGGAUUGCAACCGUCAGCGGUACUGCUGUACUAUUCGCAAAAACCCAACUGGACAUGAAGCCAGCAGCCCUGGGACUGAUCAAUGUGAUUGUCAUGCUUGCAGGGGUAUUUGGUGCAUUCUCUUGGAGCUACGUGUCGAAUUACUUCGAAUUACGAGCUUCACAGACCAUCAUUGCGUGUAUUAUCCUCUUUGAGCUCAUUCCGUUGUAUGGUCUUCUGGGAUUUAUUCCGGCUGUGCAACGUGCAGGACUUGGUCUUCACCAACCUUGGGAAAUGUAUCCUUUGGGAGCAGUUUAUGGCCUUGUUAUGGGCGGGCUGUCGUCAUACUGUCGAAGUUUCUUCGGAGAACUCAUUCCUCCCGGUUACGAAGCGGCCUUUUAUGCACUCUACGCAAUUACCGACAAAGGGUCCAGCAUUUUUGGACCAGCCAUUGUCGGUUCCAUCACCGAUCGAUAUGGAGAAAUUCGACCCGCUUUUGGGUUUCUGGCUAUCUUGAUUAUCGUGCCAUUGCCACUCAUGCUUUCAGUGAAUGUUGAUCGUGGGAAAAGAGAUGCUUUAGCGCUCGGGGCUGAAUUGGAUGGCAUCUCCGAGAGAUCAUCUGAUUAUGGGGCCAUUUCUGUUCAGACCUCCGAACCAACUCAAGAGUGA
This is a messenger RNA of Penicillium soppii, 1773 nucleotides long. RefSeq names its product putative autophagy protein Atg22 (gene atg22-1). Lineage: Eukaryota; Fungi; Ascomycota; Eurotiomycetes; Eurotiales; Aspergillaceae. Bases 1 to 1773 code for a protein of 590 amino acids. Gene Ontology annotation, biological process: amino acid transmembrane export from vacuole. The record is from RefSeq and is a predicted model, not a curated record. The transcript has 2 exons.